GCCGCGGGCUUUCAAAAUUCGAGGGGUGCACGUCAGCUCAGCCCAGGAGCGGGUGGCUUGAGCACCGCCCGGAUGCCCGCUCGCCCGCUGACUUGGGCAUGGAGGGUCCUCCAUCGUUGCGACAUUCAAGCCCAGCAUUCCUUAGCUUCGCUACGAUUUCUGCGCUGGAUCGGCUCGUCGGUCCCACGAACUGCACACUUGACGGUUUGCAACAGACAUUGGAUUGAUAUUGUCUCGUGACCUGGUUUUUAGAAGGCCUCCGAGACCUGGAAAGGCGACGGUGGAGGACGUUCUUGAUUGUUUGCGUUUCCUUGAUUUCUUGAUUUCUCAAAUCCUUGAGCUUAUAUUUGCUAGAAGCGACGAAGCACAUCGGCCUCAAGACUCGUGGACUGAUGGUGAUCGAGAAGCUUUGCUGCACACUGCUCUGCGAGGUGUGAAUCUCGUCAACCAUCGAGGUAGCUCAGAGUUGAACCAAUGGAAACCAAAGAAUGGCCGUUAAGACCUGAAGAUAUCGACGAUCCUCCAAAUCGAGAUCCUCCGCCUCGAUAUGCAAUUUUGGUGCAAGUCGUAGGAGCUGAGAAGCUAUGGGCUGCAGAAGAGGGUGUGGUCAUUCCUCCCAAAGUAGUUGAGGGUGGCCCAAAAAAUGAAGAGAUCGCUGCCAAACUUCCUGAACUUGGGAAGGAAGAAACUUUGGAGGCCGUCCCCGACACUGUCGAGAAGAGCUUUUCCAAGGUAUCUGUGUCUUUUAAGUUUCCAGGAGAGCCGAUUUCAGAGGCUGGUCCGGAAAUCCUUGGACCCGUAGCGCCUGACCCUCUGCCUCCCCCGACUGAUCCACCUCCAGUGCUCACUCGGGAUCAGGAGGAUGACUUGUCAGACUCGGAAUUACCUCCUCCUUUGCCACCGCCAGAGCCACCAGUUGUCAAAUUCAGCAACAUUGCAUCUAAAGAGUUCGAAGUGAAAUCGAACUAUGCUAUGUGGCACAAGCUACUUCAAGAACAGAUGGAGAUAACUGUGUACUGGACUUCUCCUUCUGGGGCAAUGACGAAGCCUCUGGGGAUGGUUAAGCUCGACCUGUUUCCGGCGUUAGCCUUGAAUGGGGAAUCAGAUGUGUUACAAGUUUCUGGCAAGCUUGAAAAGAUUCCAGAAUCCCUUGUGGUGGAGGAGAAGGGAAAGGGCAAGAAGGGCAAGAAGGAAAAAGACAAGGACAAGGACAAAGAGAAAGAGAAAGAGAAAGACAAGGAUCGCGCAGAAAAACCAGAGAAAGCAGAUAAAAAAUCCAAGAAGAAGAAGAAAGAUGCAUCGGAAGAAGCUUCACUGGAGGAGACUCUGCCCGUUCUUCUGGAGGACGCUGUGUUGAAAUUUGCAGUGUCCACUAGUGAGCCUUUCUGGUCCGAAUGCAAUCGCCUCCAUGGUUUGGUGAUGGAGGUCAGCAUCAAGGGUGUGCUCAACCUUCCCCCAAAGGUUGCAGAAUUUGGAAGUAGGGUCGGUAAGACCGAGAAGAGUGACAAGGGUGAGAAGGUUAAGGGCGGAAAAGGUGAGAAGGGUGAAAAGGCCGAUAAACCCGAGAAGCCCGAGAAAGCGAGUAAGGGAAGUAAGGGUGAGAAAGGCGAUAAGGGCGAUCCGUUCUCUUACCUUCUAGUUUCAAAUUUUCCAGGGUUUAUUGGUACAUAUUGGUGGGAGAAUCUGAAAGGGUUGUUGCCCGAGCAGAGAGCUGAGCUUGAACGUAUAAAACUGGAGUCGGGAAAAGUGGAAAAAGAGGAAAUAAAGGUCCCUGUCCCCAUCAUUCGCGAUCCCGAACCCGAACCUGAACCUGGGUCUCAGGCAGCUUGUUGGAAGGAGGUGAAGAAGAUAAUCAAUGACAAUUAUGAGGAUGAAAUUAAGGCCUUGCUGUUAGAAGAGGAAGAACGAAAAGCACAAAAGGAGGAGGAGAGGAAAAUGUGGGAGCUUCGGGAGAGGUUGUUGUGCUGCGAUAAGUCGAUAACCGAAGAGGAUGAAUGGGAAAUUUUUCGUGAGAAGGCCGACGAAGAUCCAGAACCCGUCGUAGCACAGCCAACGGAGAGGCUGUUAAUAAAAUGGCCAGAUGCUCCAUUCCCCAUAAUCAAGAGGUUCUUACCGGGCAGAGGGGCAAUAGACAUGCUGUCAGCCAUUAAAAUGGGCUCGAAAUUCAGAGGAGAGUUGGCAAGAUAUUUGAAACCGCCGACGGAUUUAUACGACCCAAGCUUUGAAAAGUAUCGCGGUUGCUUUUUCUUAGAUUUAUCAGGAUUCCUCGAGGAAGGCGUCACCUGCGUUGAUGUGGAGGUACCCUUUGAGCAGUUUACUCUGUCAGGAGCAGAUCAUGGAAUUACAUUCUGCCAAGCUCCACCUAAACCUUCCGGCAAGAAAGCACCGAAAGUCGUCGAAGAUGAUGAUCCUCUUCCGGAAUCAGUGGACCCAGAAAACGUCCUCCCUAACAACUCGUGGCAGGUCUCCAAAGCUGUCGUGUUGAUGCAGGUUCGUACAAACCGUCCACUGCAACCAGUUUGGAAACCCCCUCCUCAACCGGACAUGACCUUGGAGGAAGUUAUUCCUGCGCGGAAAAAGGCACAUACUGUCUACGACGCUGUCAAACUCGCCACUCUAAACUUCGGAGAAUUCAUAACAAUUGCAGCUGACGACCUUAUAGAUAUGUAUCAGGAGUUAACGAACGAGAAAGCCCACAAAGAGGAAUCAGAAGAUGAUCAUUCUCUUUCUCCAAAGUCCUCUAAAAGGAUUGAAACCAAAGGAGAGAUUAGAAAAAAAAUGGUCAGAAUGCUUCGGAAAAGUGGAACUUGGAAUGACAUGAUGGAAGAGAUGAAAGUUAGAGUCCUGAAGGUCGCAUCUGAGAAGUUCAGAGAAAAGAGAAGAGCCGCUUUAGACGUUGGAAAAUUUGAGUUUUGCAAUGAUCUCUAUAUCACUCUGGCUGAGGUUAUCUACAAUACUCUGAAGGAGCUGAUGAUCAAGAAAAGAGAAAACAAGGAGAAAGAAGAAAUGAAGGACGUUGACAGGCUCAGAAUUUUGGCAGAUGAAUAUGAGGCAUCGGAAGACUACGUGAAUGCGUAUAGAUGCCAUCAAGAAAGGCUUAAAGGAGACAACAUGAAAUCUGCUGAUUUAUGGUUUGAAUUUGGCUGCUUCUGCAUGCGUGUGAGGCCAAAGGAUCAAGGGAAGGCCGAGGAGUGCUGGAGGGAGGCACUUACUCUAGACAACAGGCACUUGCUUAGUCUACAGGCAUUGGGAUGUCUCUUAUGGCAUCGAGGAUAUCUUACUCAAGCUGAAGUUCUCCUUCGAAGCGCAGCAGAUAUCCACUCAAUGGAAGAACAUAUAAGUUGGGUCAUUCUCAGCCAGAUAUACGCUGCACAAGGCAAAUUCGACAACGAGCGCUCUUCUUUGAGAAGAGCUGAAAAAUGUUAUGAUUUGGCGAAAAGUUACCGAACACAAUAUAGUGCUCCCCAUCAACUCCUUUCACCGUUGAUUCGAUUCCCGUUCAGCCUGGGCCAUCUUAUCCAUUCAUCAAAGAAAACAAGUUCAGUUUUUAUCGACGCUGCUGCGUUCUUACUGGACAUGCACCUGCCGGUAGAGGCGCACAUUGUGUUGAAGCUGGAUUCUGACAUUUAUUCCUGUACACUGGACAAUAAGUGGUGUGGAGCAAGAGCUUGUGAAAUGAGUGGAGAUUUGAAAGGGGCAGAAAGCUUCAUAAAGGAAGCACUUACUAUCUCUAAGGAGCAUCAGGUUACAUGGCUGCUCUUAGGGCAUCUAAGAUACAGCUACAAACCUGACUUCGAACUUCCAGUGCCCCUCCAGUCCAGUUUGUGGAAGGGUGCCAUCGACGCCUAUGCAAAGUAUUUUAAAUACCAUGGCGUAUCCGAAGAUAUGUACCAGUAUGUCUAUCUGGAAGUGGGUCGGGCGUACUUCAAGCUCGGGGAACUAGACAACGCUCGGAAGUCAUAUUUGCAAGGGUGUACUGUUAAGCCCACCAGUCCAAGCUUCUGGUUGGAAGCUGGUAUUACGUACUAUCACAUGGGAGACUUGAAGCACGCAGAGUUAGCCCUGGUCGAGGGGAAUGUUUUGGACGUUCAGAACUUUCAAAUCUGGGCCUAUUUGACUCUUGUCUGUCUCCGUAUGGGGAGAGACGAAGAAGCAGAAAAUUCUUUUCAGCAAUCAUUGAAAACUAACAUGGAUCCGGACUUGUUAGCAACUAUAGCUGAUCACUUUUGCUGCGUCGGCAAUUUCAGGGAUGGAGAGACGGCUUUCACAGAGUCUUUGAAGCUGAAGGAGUCUGCAUCUGUGAGGUUCUACAGAGCGGAGAUGUACCAUAAAAUAGGGAAGCUGUUACUGGCCAAAGACGAUUACAACAUAGUUGUGAAACUUCCAGAUGUUUCACCCCUGGAUAAGUCACUGUCCAUCUCUAGACUUACAGAGUUGCAUGAUGUAGUGAAAAGUCCGCCCAUCAACAGGUAUCCGCAAGAGCCAAAUUAUGAAGUUUAGAGAACGAUGUAGUGGAGCUCUUUCAAAAUCUUUUUGAUCUUUUAAGUUCUCAAUAGAUGAGGAUGUGCCUUGUAAGUUGCCAGGAGCUUUUAUGUCGGUGGCCUUUAUAAUUAUAACCGUCUCAGGAUUCAUAGAUGAUGUGGUUAAGUGCUCAAACUAGUCUGCAGUUGAAUCUAAGUAGAUAAUGUCGACUGCGUAGGUCAAUCGCGUUUGUUCCUCUAAGGUAAUAUCUUUCAAGUAUUUCUUUGGUCUCUUCAUCCCUCUUGAUCAAUCCGAUAAUCAAUCCGUACUUUGCGUGGGGAUUGCUCAUGGCAUGAGUCUCUACUUCCAUUAAGUUUAUACGGAAGUUUCUUUUCAGUAAGACACCCAUAAUAUCAUGAUUCGACACUCACUUGCUACGAGCUUCGUAUCAUGUUCGUGCUACCCCAUGUCAUUUCCUGUAGCGAGUAAUCUGACAGUGUGGAAAAGUUGUGACCAAAUACCAGGAAUGUGACAAGUCAAUAGCCAUGUAAUUGUUGGACGAUUUUUUUGA
Marchantia polymorpha subsp. ruderalis is the source of this 5032-nucleotide messenger RNA. NCBI's taxonomy places the organism in Eukaryota, Viridiplantae, Streptophyta, Marchantiopsida, Marchantiales, Marchantiaceae. The record is from the annotation of a GenBank genome assembly.